Messenger RNA from Callorhinus ursinus (northern fur seal), 753 nucleotides. The record is from RefSeq and is a predicted model, not a curated record. Lineage: Eukaryota; Metazoa; Chordata; Mammalia; Carnivora; Otariidae.
AUGAAGAUGGGGAUUUAUUCAGCUGUGACUGAAUUCUUUCUGGUGGGACUUUCCCGAUACCCAGAGCUCCACCUUUUUCUGUUUAUGAUCUGCCUCAUCACGUAUGUGAUAAUUCUGCUGGGAAAUAGCCUCCUCAUUAUCAUCAGCAUACUGGAUUCUCGUCUCCACACCCCCAUGUACUUCUUCCUUGGAAACCUCUCAUUCCUGGACAUCUGUUACACAUCAUCGUCCAUUCCUCCGAUGCUCAUCAUAUUUAGCUCUGAGAGAAAAUCCAUCUCCUUCAUUGGCUGUGCUCUGCAGAUGGUUGUCUCCCUUGGGUUGGGUUGCACUGAGUGUGUCCUCUUGGCCGUGAUGGCCUAUGACCCGUAUGUGGCCAUCUGCAACCCACUGAGGUACCCCAUCAUCAUGAGCAGAGUGCUUUAUGUGCACAUGGCUGCCUGGUCCUGGAUCAUAGGCUGUCUGAAUUCCUUAGUGCAAACAGUCCUGACAAUGGUGUUACCUUUCUGUGGGAAUAAUGUCAUCGACCAUCUUUACUCCCACCUGACUGUGGUUAUCUUAUUCUAUGGUUCAGCCCUUUUUAUGUACAUGAAGCCCAAGUCAAAGGACACCAAAGUAUCUGAUGAAAUCAUUGGACUGUCUUAUGGAGUGGUAACCCCGAUGUUGAACCCCAUCAUCUACAGCUUGAGGAAUAAGGAGGUGAAACAAGCUGUGAAGAAAGUCCUGAGCAGAUAUCUGCAUCUGUGGAAAAUAUAA